Messenger RNA from Caenorhabditis elegans, 2084 nucleotides. It is a transcript of the gene phac-1, whose product is annotated as Phosphatase and actin regulator 2. Lineage: Eukaryota; Metazoa; Nematoda; Chromadorea; Rhabditida; Rhabditidae. The transcript is spliced from 9 exons. Bases 85 to 1620 code for a protein of 511 amino acids. The record is from RefSeq and is marked reviewed.
UUUUCAGAUUCCGACAAAAAAUUAUCGGAUCCAUCACAAAGUGAGCCCCGGGACCUCACUUUUGGUCAGCCACAUACUUCUCAAAUGACGUCAAAUGAAGAUGUGAGCAGUAGACACGUGACAAAGGUGAAAAAGAGCACAGUCAGUGAUGCCACGUCAUCAACAAGUGGCGGAAGUAAAUCAAAAACGGGUCGAUCGCCACGAAAAUCAAUAUCAUUUGCUUCAUCGAAAUUCUGGCUCCGACUGGUUAGACCAUGGAAAUGGAGAAAUUUAAGACGAAAAGUGCGAAGAAGUGACAGCGAGCGUUCAUCAUCUCAAAAUCGUGCAAAUUCGGUUUCAAAUUUUCCAAGAACUUCUCCUUCAUUACCAGAAUUGUCUUCAAUUGUGAGAGAAGAUUCGGCUGAAAUGAAAGCGAGUGGAAGUAAUGACAACUCAGAAGCGAUCACCUAUCGACCAGCGACCUCCUCCGCAUCAACCAAUCACGCUGAAAAUUCGGAGCCCCAACCACUGAUUGUUGAUCCAACACACAUUUCAAUCGUUCGAACAAAAAUUCAAGAUCCCUCCCCGGAUCCAUCAGGAGCAUCUUCAGAAAUUCAACGUGUUCAAUUUAUUCAAUCAACUUCAACUGCAAAUCCAGCAAUUUUCACAGCUCCACCACCACCACCAUCUCUAGUUAUUCAACCACCACCACCUGGUGAUAGAGAUUCAGAUGAGGAGAAUAUAAAUUACGAUCAAAGUACAGAAAGUGAAGGAGAAGAAGAUAUGAAUCGAUCAGCUGAUAGACGAGGUGAACUAAGUCCUCAAACAUCACGAAUGCUUAAAGAAGGAUAUCGAAGAAUUGAAGCGAAAGAACCAAAUUUCACUGCACAACCUGAUAAGCCUAAUCUGAGAAGACCUGGUCAACCAUCAAGAUUAAGGCUUAAUGGUAAAACAGGAAAAAGUUCAAAGGAAGAUACUGAAUUGCCAUCAAAACUCACUGAUGACAGUGAUAGUGAUGCUCCUAUACAAUAUCGUGAUGAUCCCAUAUCAGUAGCUGCAGCUGCUGCUCGUCGAGCUGCAAAUGUUGCACCACCUGGAUCUUCAACUGAUGAGGAUGAUGACGAAGAGGAGGAUGUACCAAUUCCUAGAAAUGGUCUUGCCUCAAAAGUAGCCCGUCGUGAUACAAUGGCUCUGAAACUGGAUGCUCCACCGUGCAAAAAUGAUAUAAAUGGACAAACUGCAGAUGAUCGAAAGAAAUUAAUGAAGACGGCGUCAAUCAAAUUGGCCCGUAUUUUCAGAAAACUAAGCGAACGUCCAACUCCUGAAGAAUUAGAAGAUAGAAAUAUAUUGCGUCGGCGUGGAAUGACGUCUUCCGAAGCAAUGGAAGAAAAAAGAAAAUUGUUGUUGAGAAAGCUAAGCUUCCGACCUACAAUAAAAGAACUAAAAGAACAGCAAAUAAUUCAAUUCGCGGAUUAUGUUGAAGUUACACAAGCGGAAGUUUAUGACCGUAAAACGGAUAAACCAUGGACCCGUCUGACACCUUCAGAUAAAGCAAUGAUUCGAAAAGAAUUAAAUGAUUUUAAAGCUACUGAAAUGGAUGUUCAUGAGGAAAGCCGCGUGUUCACAAGAUUCCACCGGUGAUACACGAUUGAAAUUAGUAAAUUUACAUGCACAAAUACUACACUUCAUUCGGGACACAUAUUUUCUUUCAUUUUCUUUUCCCAUUCUUCUUUCUUCAAUUUUCCCCUAAUUUCUUGUUUAAAUAAUUAAUACUAUUGAAAAGUAUCAAAAAAAAUCUCUCUCCCUUCCCCUCAUUCGAAAUUCUCUGGGAUUUAUAUAUAUUUUGUUUGUCUUGCUCUAAUCUCGAUAAUUCUCUGAAAAUAUUUCAGUUCAAUCCCCCCAACACCCCAUUUUGAAAUUGAUUUUCUCAAAAUCAUGUGAAAACACACAUAGAUCACUUACCAGUUUCUAGCCGGUUGACCCAAGUCUUCUAUUGCUAUUAAUCUAUCGAGAAUUCGUUUUUUGUACCAUACUAAACGCUUCUGAUUGUAAUGCUUCUUAAAUCAACAAACGUCCGUAAAAUGGAAGAAAAUCUUUUUUUGGCA